This is a messenger RNA of Penicillium psychrosexuale, 2253 nucleotides long. Its product is annotated as Zn(II)2Cys6 transcription factor. The record is from RefSeq and is a predicted model, not a curated record. The coding region runs from base 1 to 2253 and encodes 750 amino acids. The transcript has 3 exons. Gene Ontology annotation, molecular function: DNA-binding transcription factor activity, RNA polymerase II-specific; zinc ion binding; DNA binding. NCBI's taxonomy places the organism in Eukaryota, Fungi, Ascomycota, Eurotiomycetes, Eurotiales, Aspergillaceae. Gene Ontology annotation, biological process: DNA-templated transcription; regulation of DNA-templated transcription.
AUGGAGCAAAAGACUAGUGUGGUGCAAAAGCCACCCCGUACAUCGCGAGAAUGUGACAGAUGUCUCAGCCAGAAACUCAAGUGUGACGGCGCACAUCCUUGUGUGCUCUGUACUCGCGCCGGGGAUAAAUGCGAGACAACCCAGCGCAGAGCGAGACGGACCCGCGGACAAAAUCCAAGGGGCAGACGUCGACAUAUGAAUUCUGGAGUACACAGAGCAAUCGCACCAGCGCCACCGAAAGAUUCUAACUCGAUCCAUGGUGCUGGAGUAGCUGAAACAGCUUCUGCCCCAGAGAGCUCAACUUCCUAUCCGGAACACCCUCCGAAAGAGCUGCCUCCCGGUGCUAAUGCCUCCUAUCCGGAAGGCUCUCCGGAAGAGCUGCAGUCUGGUGCUAAUGGUUUCGCGAUUGACUUCGCCAGACAAGUCUUCAACGAGGAAGAGGCUGGCCGGACUCUGACCGGUGCAUCGAUCCCUAUCCCUGAUGAUACGGAAGCUCCUACGUUGGACAACUCAUUAUGGCAUCAUCCGACAGAGGUAGAGCUUCCCCCGGAGGCCGUGAUAUUAGCCUUGGUUGACGUCUAUUUCGACCGUAUGCAAUGGUUUAUCUUGCUGCUUCACGAGCCCUCGUUCCGGCAGACUGCACGCAGGAUAACUUCCCAGACUGUUUGGAGACGCCAAGAUCUCAGUACUACCAUGCUUGUCCUGGCAGUGGCUAUGAUCGGGCUGCAUUCGGUCUUACCAGAUGAUAGAUGGCCUGGGCAUGAAUUGUUGCGAGAAUACUCCGUUGACGGGGAGAAGUUGAUGCACUAUUUGAACAAUGAGAUACAACGGAAUCUACUUGAUAUCUCAAUCGAUUGUCGAAUCGAAGCUGUCCAGGUUUGCCUCCUGGUUUCCUCCUAUUAUAUUUACCAUAGAUCGCCGAGUCUUGCUUGGACUGUCUCUGGUAUGGGUGUGAGGUCUGCCUAUGCCCUUCAUCUUUAUACGAAAUCAGUCCAAUAUGAAAGUCCAGUUGUGGAUGAAAUUCGCUCUCGUUGUUGGAACCAUGCUAUUUCCAGCGACACGUUUGCGUCUGUCAUAUAUGGGAGACCUUGUUCUAUCGACACUGAGCUUGUCGCUUUGCAUUCGCCCAGAGAAAUGGACGACCUAGCCAUUGAUCCACUUCUGCUGAAAAAUGAAUGGAUAUUUGGCGAUGGGAUGCCAAAAACGACAGCUGGAUUUUUCGCUAUGAAAUAUGAGAUCUACAACAUCAUUCGAGACAUACUUUCACGGUUUCGUCGUCUUCAAUUGAGAAAAGAGACAAUAGAAGAGGACCUUCUGGCACUUGUGGAAGCUGCACAAGACUCAGAGGAACAAUUAGUUUCCUGGAGGAAAAGGGUUCCUCGGCUGUUUGAUUUCGAGUUUUGGAGCUGCGACAAUCGCCUAGAGCAGUUCCAACGGCAAAUCGAAAUGUUACCGCAACGCACUAAAUAUCAAGCAGAAACGAUCAUCUUGCAGGCGGCAAUACUCCAACUAACAUACGAUGGAGCUCUGAUACAAGCCCAUCGACCUUUACUUGAGCAGAAAAUCACUAGUUCUUGCUCGCGCUUGGUGGUAGACGCAAUCCACGAGUCGUUCCGGGUGGCCACUGCAGCUGCACUACGAAUAUCUCACAUUCCGGUCCUCCGUUUCAAGCAUCAUUUCGCCGAAUCCUUCGCCUCCCUACAGCAAUUUACUGCAGGAGUCAUCCUUUGCAUCCUGCCAACUAGUCAACCUUUUACUUCAGCUGCACACGAGGCCAAGGCUGGAAUCAUACGUAUUAUCCAUGCUAGCUCAGCUUUCGGGCCCCGCAAUCGCAUUGCCAAGCAGACCGUACAGCUUCUGACAGAGUUGCUGAAAGUAACUGUCGAUCGAGAGAUGUCCAGCGCCUUGAGACGCGGGGUGGAAACAAUUAUUCCCAGGCGUAUAUCUGAGAGGGGUUCCAUUCUGAAUGCGCAGCCGCGUAUAGACCAUACAAGGAGUCAUUCACUAUCCUCACGAGAUGUCUCCCUCGAUCAUUCUUCAACGUCGACAAUCCACGCACUGCCCCAGGCAAUACACGACCAUAGUAGGGUAAACGACCGAAUAGCCCAAGCAUCCGUCAAACCGCCUGAAUACCCGUCUGCCAAUAUCUUCGAACAACUUGACGAUACAUUCGCUGCCUUUGGUGAGCGCAUGUUCAAUCUGAUAUCUGAUGAUCAGAGUAGUGCUUGGAAUUGGGGCCGUACGGUGCCAUAA